Cydia pomonella (codling moth) is the source of this 2458-nucleotide messenger RNA. RefSeq lists its product as uncharacterized. The record is from RefSeq and is a predicted model, not a curated record. NCBI's taxonomy places the organism in Eukaryota, Metazoa, Arthropoda, Insecta, Lepidoptera, Tortricidae. Bases 947 to 2191 code for a protein of 414 amino acids. The transcript has 7 exons.
UAUUCGAAACAAGAAACAGAUUUGACUAGUAGGAAUGUACCCUAUUGAUACUCUUUGUUGUUUAAUUUCGUAGCUUAUAAAUCUUAUAAUACCUAAUAUACUUUACUCUUUGGCUUAUAAUAUUUUCAUUGUCAUGGUUUUAUGUCAAUGUGAUGUGCCGUCAAAUGUCAACCAGUAAAAGACUGCUGCACCCUCUUAUAAAUAAAGGUUCUUGCGAGUUAAGGAUUAUUACAAAUAGGUCUAAAAUACGAAGUAUGUUUCUCAUUUCAGUAUAAAAAAUAUUACAUUAAAAAAGCUUACAUACUAGUUUAUAACCUGCCGUGGUUAUAUUUAACUAAGUAGAUAUGUUUUUUGAAAACUGUUCUGAUCUCGAUGCAUUGGCGCAACUUCGAAAAUGCGAUACUUUUCAAAAUCACUAAUAUCUAAACCAUAAGCAAAAUAAAAUGCCGCAUACAAAGGAAAUAAAACACAAGUUAAUAUAUUUUUGUAAGAAAGUCAUUUCAUUUGUUCUUAGAAACCAAAAGCACUUCAUUUGCCAGACACGCGCUACUGCAACGAUUACCAAGACAUCUUUUUUACCUGUUGCUAUAAUAGAAAAUUCUUCUAAUUUAGUGGAUAUUUGUUAUUUUAAAAUUAUCCCGUUCUCGAAAUUAACCCAAUACAGUCACCAUCAUUAAAUUUAAGAACAGGGCUCUUGUCGAUGCAGCUUGAUGAAGUUGUCUCCACCUUGGUCGAUCCAAAGCCAGCCCUUUUGUGUCCUGGUAUGACACGGCCCCUACAUGCUCCUUUACUUGGCUCAUAUAACUUUUUCUUGGUCUUCCCCUCCCUCUCCUUCCAUUUAUUUUCCCUUCUAAGGGUAUUUAAUGUUGUAUUCGUAAAAUUGUGACUAAGAAUUGUAAAUUGUUGUUGCUUAUAAGCUUUCCUCAUAUUUUUACAGGUUGUCAAAAUGUCUUCCAAGCGCGUGGAGGACAAGCAUAAGAAAUGGCUGGACAGGAUCCUCUCGCACAGCGGUCUGGUCUGCGUCAGGUCGCCACCACCGUCUGCUCAGGUUUCGGCUGCGACUCUAGUGACGGAAGAAGCAGCUUCCACUGAGGAGGAAGAAGAUAGCAGUAUAGAAAUCAUAUCACGCGAAGAAUCACAAAAAGAGGUCCUCGAAGAAUCUUACGAAGAGGAAAGCACUAUCUUCCCCUCUCCUUCUCUCCGCCGACUUGUUCCUGAUAAAAUACGAAAAAUUGAGGAACAUAACAGAAUUCACGUAUUGCCGAAAGAGUUUAAGACUAAUAUAGAUCCGGCGUUAAUACCUAAGAUUGUUCCUCAAGUGAGGUAUAUAGAUAUAAUAGCAAGUUUGGUGGGUUGUACGGAGUAUAAGAGCAGUUUGGCCGAGUUCUGGUUCUUGGACACGUUGGCCAACUUGUUGAGGAGGGCUCAGGAGGAUCUGCUUCCAAGAACCACUCAGGCGGUCCUGAUGCUGUGGUUCUGCGAGUGGAUGAAGGAGAUUCAGAACUUCGACGCUGCGAGCCGAAAACGUAUGCUGAGACGAUUCAAGGACAACAUGCUCUCAGCCGCCCGUUUCAUCGCCGAAGUUCCCCGCCUGCCCACUCCCUCGGAGGCCGGGGUCCGCUACAGAGCCCUAGAGGAAGAUGUAGAGACACAUACUAAGGAUGCGCGCUCGAAGAAAAGCCUAGUGGUUGAGGAUAUACGUCUGGUGACGUUUGAGGGCUGCGCGUACGAGUGCGCCAUGAGGGAUCUGGUUACGAUCAUGCAUUAUAUCUUUGAUUUAUUUAGUACCGACUACCAGUUCGAUUUAGUCCGCUCCAUCUUUACUUUCACCCCCGAAUACAAUCUCAUCGACCUGCCCCUCACUCUGCAAAACCCGAAGCGGCUGUUCUUACCCCUCAAGCCCAAGAAGGAGAAACCUAAGAAGGAGAAAGAAGUUAAAAAGGACAAGGGGAAGAAGAAGGACGUGGACACGGAGGAAUAUUUGGCGUUGAUGGAGUUAAAAGCUCGAUCCGAGCGCGAGUUGGAAGAGCAAGAAGCCAAGGAUGCCGAACUUUGGAACAUGCGUAGCAGUAUUCUUCCGCUGAUGUUCGCGGGGACAGACGAGCUGUUCGACAAGUACUGGCCGCCGCCGCCCCCGGAGCCCGAGCCGGAGCCCGAGCCCAAGCCCGACAAGGGGAAGAAGAAGAAAUAGGGCUCCAUUUUUAACUAAUAGUUAUUAUUUCCCUGUUUUUUUCUAUGUGCUUGCUACUCAGUUUUUCCUUCAACUAUUCAUACAGUCCCUAUCAGAUAUAUCAGAGCGGUCACGAUGCUCGAUAAUAUCCGAACAUGCACUUCAGUUCUGCAGGUACUGGCCCUGGGCGGAGGCCGAGCGCAAGCCAGGGGUCUUUUCCCCGGAGAAGAAAUAGGGUUUCAAUUUCAUACUUUACUAAUAAUAAUAAUAUAUCACUGUAAAACUUUA